AUGCCUUUGCGGGCUGCGACACUACUAGCUGCUUUUUUUGGGAAAGCGAAGAUGAAGCUGGUGAAGUUGCUGCUGCAGAACGACAGCAUUAGAGCGCUGGCGCUGAAGUUUUACGAGCCGGACUGCUUGGAAGACGAAUUGCUGCAAUGUGCAGAGACGAUUACUCUCGCACUAUACAAAGACAAAGAACAGUCAUCUUCUCUCGGGACUUUCAGAUACAAUUUGUUUUCUACAAACUUAGCAAAGGCAAAAAAGGAAACGCCCCUAGAAUGUCUUCCACCAACAUCUCCUGCCUUGCUUCAGCACUGUAAACGAGUGUACUAUAAAAUCCAGGUGUGGCUUCAGCAUAGAUUAGAUCCCUGCUUGUGGGGAUGGACAAGACAGGGUAAUAUUCUCAUUCCGAUCAUGUCUGAAGCAGAUCCCGCACCAAAAGACCUGUUACAAGAGGUAUGUGUGAAAUGUAUUCAAUUUGAAGCAAUAAAUACAACUUGCUACAACUAA
This is a messenger RNA of Acanthoscelides obtectus, 501 nucleotides long. The record is from the annotation of a GenBank genome assembly. NCBI's taxonomy places the organism in Eukaryota, Metazoa, Arthropoda, Insecta, Coleoptera, Chrysomelidae.